Dentiscutata erythropus is the source of this 399-nucleotide messenger RNA. NCBI's taxonomy places the organism in Eukaryota, Fungi, Glomeromycota, Glomeromycetes, Diversisporales, Gigasporaceae. The record is from the annotation of a GenBank genome assembly.
UUUGAAGAAACCUAUAUUCGUCGCCAAGUUAGACAAGUAUCAAGAAAUGGAGAUGUGACUUGGAGAGACCCAUUAUUUCCAUCUUCUUUCUGGUCAGUCCACAAAAAUAAUGAAUAUGAUUUUCCUCAAACUAAUAAUUUUGUUGAGGCAUGGCAUAGUAGGUGGAAAACUCUAAUUGGCUCAAGUAAUUUGAAUAUCUUUAAAUUUAUAAAAGAGAUUCAAAAAGAACAAAAUCGAGUUCAACUCGAUAUUACAGCUAUUUUGCGUAGAACGCCAAGACCUUUUCAAGAAAAACUGAAUACUGUGCGUGAAUCACGAAUUAUAACAGUCUUAGAUAAUCAUAAUAGUAGACCAUUAAUGAUCUUUCUUGAAGGAAUUGCUCACAAUCUUUCAUUAUAA